Messenger RNA from Cladocopium goreaui, 7824 nucleotides. The record is from the annotation of a GenBank genome assembly. NCBI's taxonomy places the organism in Eukaryota, Dinophyceae, Suessiales, Symbiodiniaceae.
AUGAAGGACUGGGCAGUUAUCUGCGCUGGCUUCGCCUGUGAAGGCUGCAGAUUGGGGUGUGUUUCCGCACCAAGACACCGCCCACGACGCAGGUACAGACUGCAGGCUGUUGCUCACUUCGUGCUGGCCCACAUGACGUCCCAUCCCAAUCCGCUAGAACUUUACAAAAAGCUGCAAGCGGCAUUUCUGUUGCACCUUGUGGAGAAACAAGUCCACCUGUUGUCUCCUGAGACUGCAUCUCCGGAACGCCUUCGUGUGGCCAUGGAGAUGUUGCGGAAGACUACAAGCAAAGUGGGGAAACUUCACCGAGAUUUUCCGCCAUCGAUUUCAACAGCAGAUUUGACCACACGGUGCACGAAGAUACGGCAAACCUUGGAUGCCCUCUUUCGUGCCCGUGGGGAGCAGAAGGCCUUGCAGUACAAGUUCAACAGCUUGGCUCAUGUGUUUGCGACGAAUGUAUUUUUCACAGUUGACGUGGACGACCUUGGUGCCAGCCUAUUGAUGCCUGCUAGUACAGAUGCCAGAGCCCGGGCCACCAAGAACUUGGAAGGAUUUCAGCUUUUUGGACGUGACCGAUGCUUGGCACAAAUGGAGUCCGGUGUUCACAUCGGAAAAUCAGGUCCAUGCUUUGAGAGCGUCUUCCAGUGGUUGCAGGAGCUGCAGUGGCAGCAAGACACCAUGAAGAUGCAAGUUGGAUUAGUCUUGGUGGAGAAAGUCUUCUUGGAGCACGCGCAGCAGCUGGAAGAAGAUUGGUCAGAAUACAACCUGUUCAAAAUGGAAGACUUGAUCGACGAAUACUGCCGUAUCUGCGAGCACUUCCGGAGUUGUGCUCAGUGGAAAGUGGAGCUGCGCAGUCGAGAAGUCUUGGUGGUGUGGAUUGGGUUUUGCCUCGCAAUGCGGGCAGCAGAGCUUGAACAUGGCUUGGUCCGAGACUAUGGCCCGGGUCUUCGGCCUGAUCAUUUGCGACGCUUGCUGCUGUCGAAGGUUGAAGAGAUCGAUGCCUUGAAAGCAGUGGAUCGAUUUUUGAAAAGCCGCAGCCGUGGAUCGGGCCUGUUCAACUUGUUAGAUCAGGAACCAACGUUUCAAUUCGCUUCCGAGUUUGGAGCUCAAAGUCCGCGUAUCCGGGGCGUCCUUGGUGUCGAGCGGGGUGCUGAAGAAAUCAGGAUGACCGGGCAUUGGGACCAGGUACAGAAGCAACAGGAAGAAGCGAGGAACUUGAGAAAAGUCAUCGCAGGCCUUCAGCAAGAACUGAACAUCAAGGCGCCUCAAUUGGAGCAGGUACGCGAUGUGGAAAGGCAAAGGCAGUCUGCCUCAAACGAUGUUCAAAGCAUUCGCAAGGAGCUUAAACAGUUGCGGGUAUCAAGAUCCCUUUUUUUUCAGAGGGAAAGGGAUCUUGAAAGCCAGCAAGCUCAACGGAACCAGGAUAUUUCCAGCUGUGACAACAUCCUUCAUGGAUUGCCAAGGAGGCAGACACUGGAACAAGAGAUUGCAACCCUUCAGAACAGAUUACGUCAAGCGCAAGCUGACCUGAAGAGGGCAGAAGAACCACCACCAGCAGUGAUCCAAUCACUUCCAGAAGAUAAUGAUUUGGCCAACAGCACCCUGUUCUUCCUCUACAAGCCUGACUUGCUGAGGUGGGAUGUGAGGAAGCUGAUUGAAGUCCAAGACUUCAGAACCUGCUGGGCUGACCAUUUCAACAUGCAGAAGGAAUACUACAACCCACCUGGCAAACCUGGCACCGUCAAUGUCCUGGUCAAGUUGCUCAGCCGUGGACAGGCCCCAGGCUCCCGUAGCGAUGUGGCUGGAUCUCAUAUCGACAGCUUGACAGAUCGAAGGCACGGUGUCUGGUGGCCUGACGAUCUGCACCGUGAGUUCGCUUGCAAGUCAGAUGGACGCUUGAUCGACCGUGGCGGGUUCUUCAAUCCAUUUCGGCAACUACCAGACAGCGUCCUUACGGAACACUGGACAGAGCGGAUGCCGCGCAAUGGAAUGGAUUUGCAAUGGACUAUGAAGCUUGGUGAUGAGAUCCUCAACAUCCGGGGUAAUCAACCGCUUGCUUCUCAAUCAAACAAACCCAAAUGGUUGAGGAAGCACGAGUACUUGGCCUUGUGUGGUUUGCGAGCCUUCCCACACCAGCAGCUACGGAAACUUCUGAUAGCCCUGCAAGAAUCAUCGCUGCCUUUGAUACAUGCACCUGUACACCAUCUUCUACGACAGCUGCUGCAUCACGUUGGUCCCACUGACCCUGACAGUGGGCUGCACUGGAAACGUGACAUUGCACAUUUGAUGGACGAAUUCAAGAAGGUCCUGCUGUCAUUGGCAGACGAGGUUUCGGCCAAACCACGUGCUCACCAAGCAAUGCCCGCUCUUGCAGAUCUCUGCAACUACUUCAUCCAAUGGGCGCCAUGUGAUCGUUUGGCAGCUUUGUCUCUGGUUUCUGGAUGUCGCCAGUUGUCUGAGAUUUCUCUGUGCUGGGCAAGGGAUAUUUUGUCUCAAAUGCAAGGCCUUGUAACGGAUCGCCAGGAUGCCUUGAUUGCCAAGGUGAAGCUCUUUGGUCUUUAUGCGGCCCUUUGCACCCCGGCAUUUGCUCUGGCCAUGGAGGAUGGACAGCGAUUGGUUAAGGGCUUGGUUUAUGCUCAAAACAUCUCGCCAUUCCGCGAGCAACAGACAGCGGAAGAAAAAGAAACACUGGAAGGCCUGCGUCGGAGGGUUGAUGCAAUUGCUGUUCAGAAGCUUGAAGAAGUCCUGGAGUUCGCCAAGAGCUCAAACGAAUUCAUCACAGCAGCUGCUUCAGCAGCCAUGGAGCACGUGCCAGAGACGCUGACAUGGGUGCAAUGGGACACAACUCCAUGUUUUCAUGCGCAAGAUCAGCAAGGGCGCUUGUAUAGCAUCAAUCUUCUGAGAGGUAUUGUGCUCUUAGACGGGUCUCCACCCCGGCGCAUCCCUUCGACCAUUCUUCAACACGGCCUCUUCCAACGCUGCUUUGGCGAUGCUGUCUUCGAGGUCAGUAUGGACAGGUCUGGAACUUUCAAGACAUCGAGGCCUGUGGACGGAUGUUUCUAUGAGUUCCAAGAGCUGUCAGGUGGCCAGUUGCGCAUCUCAGAGUUGAAAGAUGGCCGAUCACUCCAUCUGGUGCCCGCAGAAUGCCUGGAAAGGGAAUUUCCCAAGCGCUUGGUCGAGCUCCACAGCCACUGGAGGGACGAGGAAUCGAAUGUCAUCUUGUUUCGUCCAGUCUUCUUCCGUGAGAGAUCGACUCAUUUCCUGUAUGUGCCUCAGCAAGACGGUACCUGUGGUGUGUGCCGCCAGAUUCCCGACCACUUGAGAGCAGAAGGUCUUGAUGAGUUGCUGACACAUGAAGACAUUGUGCACCAACUUGUUUGUGAAGAAGCUGAAGUGGUGGAUAUCCUUCACAAAUUCGAAGACCGAGCCUUCAUCCAUCAAUACAUCAACUGCGCAGCCCACAGUCAUGAUGAGAACGAAAUUGAACAGCUAGAGCUUCCACGUGUGAACAUGGCCUUUACCUGGCAAGGUGGCAAAUGGAUGUCGCGAGACUAUCGUGGCUAUUGCUUGGCGGAUAAUCAGAAGAUGAGAGACACUUUGAUCGACUUUGAUUCCUAUUUGGUCUUGAAGAAGGUGGAUCCAAAUGAUCUUGCGAUUCCGGCAGUGAAGAUCAUCGUCAAGGAUGCCGAUGUAAGGGAAGGAGUACCUGUGUCACUUGUGAGCGAUUCGUAUUGUGGCUCUGAACAAGCUACUGUUUGCUUUGAUGUGCACGAGAGAUUCAAGCAUCUUGUGGCAGAGACUGUGCAGUCCAGACUUCUACUGGCCAGCCUCUAUGCAGGGACAGAUUGUGGAUUGCCUGACCCGCGCUUGGGAGUGACGGGCAUGGAAGCAGCUGUGGAUUUGGUUCGACAGUCAUGGGUAAAUCGGCCGUUGUCGAAGCUGGAAAUGCAAAGAUUGCUCGGAACCCUUCAGUUUUCUUCACGUGCUCCACUGGCCUUGGACCUUCUUUGUCGGGACUUGCUUCGUGCAUCCUGCCAGCUUGCACAUCUACAUGGCUUGCCGGCAGAAUAUCCCAAGGAGGCAAGGCAUGACAACCAAUCCUUGGUCAAUGCUGCCUAUUUCAAGGAAGCUCAAAGCACUGGGUGCUCUUUCCAGGAGCAAAAUGUUCGCAGGUUAUUGACGGCUGAUGAGGAGCAUCGCUACUUUGGCCGAGUAAGAGGAGGUGGAAGGGAAGUAUUGCGCAGCAAGUUUGCGCUGGACGUUGAAGAGCCGCCAGUAUCAUCCAGAUACGUGGACAAUGCCGAGAAGGAGCUGCAGAAUUAUGUGGAGAAGUUGCUGCCGAAAGACCCGCCGCCCUUUCCAUUGGAAGGUAACUUUUCGUCCCCGAUCGGCAAAGAGAUGAUGGAGGUGGAAGUGUGGGAAGCGAAGUUGGAGGAUGCAAGAUCUUGUCGUCAGCACAUGUACGACUAUCUUGUUGAUGCAUUGCAGCUCUUUCCUGUGGAUAAAGGGGCAUCUGAGUCCAAUAUCUUCCGAUUGCGCAUGGCAUCAAAUAUGGCGCCACAGGUGACGCAACGAGAUUUUUUGCAAGCAGCUCUUGAUCCAGAAGCUCUUCGAAAGUUCAAUCCCUUUCUGUCAUCAGAGGCAGUGCAAAAGCUGCACAAAAGUGUUCUGCUGCUGUUGAAACUGUACGUGCUGGAGGAUGUUUGCAAUGUCACAGACAUGUUUCAUCAGAUUGGAGCAGACUUGUUGGAAGCCAAGGCCAAGGGGAAGGUCCACCCCUUGCUGCUGCAAGAGCUACUUGUGACCCGAGCCUGGGAGGUAGAGGAUCACCCAGAGUGGUUGGUCUUUGAAGUUGAAGAAGGACUGCAGAUUCGUCCGGUGCAGUAUGAAGUUGCGAAAAAGCUCAUUGACGAUCCUGGAUGCGUGGUCCAGCUGAAUAUGGGCGAAGGCAAAACCCGUGUGAUUUUGCCGAUGCUCAUCUUGCACUGGGCUGGUAAGGCAGACCAGAGAUUGCUGAGAAUCACUGCUUUGACUUCCUUGAUCCAUGAACUUUUCGACUUUCUACAUAGUCAUUUGUGCGCUCCCGUGCUGCGGCGGAAGAUCUUCUCACUUCCAUUUCACCGCGAUGUGCACCUCACAGAGGAAGAUGUGAAGGUGAUGAUUUCCUCCAUGAAAUUUUGCAGCCAGAGUGGAGGUGUUCUGCUGGUGGCUCCAGAGCACCGCUUGUCCUUGCAACUCAAAUGGCAUGAACUAAACUUGGCAGGGGAAACGACGUUGUGUGAUUUGCUCGAUCAAUUUUUCGCCUUGCCUUCCCGUGAUUGUUUGGAUGAAAGUGACGAAGUCCUUCGUCACAAAUACCAGCUGAUCUAUGCUGUUGGCAGCCCCAUUCCACUUCCAGAAGGCCCUGACAGAUGGAAUGUGGCAACAGCGUUGCUGAGGGUUUUGCAAGACUCCCAACGGCUGAGGAGCCUUCUGUCCGCAACAUCCGUGAUGGAACACUCUGACUGUGAAGCUUUCAAGGGUCUUCGCCUCAUUCCUGGUGAUGAAUUGCAUGCAAUCAUGCCACGAGUACGACUCACAAUCCUGGAAGAUUUGAUGGAAGAUCCCCCGUACGACUUUGCCUGGUUGAAAAAAAUUAGAGGCAACAGCUCUGUCAUCAGAUUUUUGGCAUCUCCUGAGGCAGAUGGCAAAAUUCUUCAGGGCAUUCCCCAAGAUCGUCUGACUGUGAUGCUGGCUUUGAGAGGGUUCUUGGCAUGUUCCGUCUUGGAGCAUUGCUUGACAAAGAGACACUCAGUGGAGUAUGGCAUUCGGAGAAGCCAUGGGAAGCGCUUGGCAGUGCCAUACAGAGCGAGCAACACUCCAUCAGAGCGAUCUGAGUUUGGACACCCCGAUUGUGCCAUCCUUCUGACUCUGCUGUCGUAUUUUUACGACGGCCUCAGCCAGUCAGAGCUGCGACAAGCUUUUGAGGCACUGCUGGCUUGUGAUGAGUCCGUCCAACAAAGCCACUACAAACUGCUUGCGAACGCGUGGCACCUGGCCGACAAUCGAGACGGUCUCGUUGGGGGCUUUUCUGGCACUGACGACAAUCAUCGUGCACUUCCUCUGCAAGUGAAGCAAACGAACCUCGCCAAGCUGUCCGGAACUAAUGGCAAGAUGGUGAAGAUCAUCCUGGACAACCCCAAUUUCCAAAGCCUGGAAGUUGGAGAAAAUGGCAACCUGCAUUGGAAGCAAGUGCUGCAGGCGGCUGCUUCAGGAGGUGUAGCUGCUUUGAUUGAUUGUGGAGCUCUGACCGCCGGCGCCAGCAAUGCCAAGAUUGCUCAUGAACUUCUUGAGCUACUACAGCAAGGAAGGAUGUUCAGUGGUGUGACCUACUUUGACACAUCCAAGAAAGAUUGGAUGAUUUUGGACUAUCACGGGCGUUGCCUCCCAAAACGGUCUUCGCCGGCCCGAGAGUCAGAGUGCUUUGCUUUCUUUGAUGAAGCAAGAUCGCGCGGAGCGGACUUGAAGCUGGCAAUGACAGCGAGAGCCAUGGUGACCGUCGGGCCCAAGUGUGGCAAGGACAAGUUGAUGCAAGCAGUGGGACGAAUGCGACAGCUGGGCAAAGGUCAAACCCUGGAAUUCAUCAGCUCCCCGGAGGUUACCAAAAAGAUUCAAGAUCUGACGAUGCGUGAGCUUAGCCAGGUGAGUGGAAUGUCUGGUGGACCACACGAGAUCACAUCAAAGCACCUCCUUGAAUGGGUGAUGGCCAAUACUGUGCAGGCUGCAGAAGAGUCAUUGACCGAGUGGGCGAGGCAGGGUCUUCUCUUCACCACAACUCAUGCAAGCCCGGAACUGGCCGUGUUGGAUGAAACUGUUGAGCUUAAAUUCUUCUACGGAGAAGCCUUGGUGUCUCGAGAGGUUCCAGAGGUGAUCAGGCAAGAAAUGAACUUGUACGCACAGAGGGCUGGUCGGAGUCGGAGCCUUCGCAACGUGGACCACGAGCUUCUCGCUGAGAUCACACGCCGUUCAAAGCGAUACGGAGCCGGAGUUCACGUCACAGCCAACGUCCUCGACGAAGAGUAUGAGCGUGAGCUGGAAGUGGAGAAAGAAGUGGAGAAAGAAGUAGAGAAGCAGUUGCCCAGUGUCCAGCCAAGGCCCGAGGAUGAUUGGAACACGUCCAAGCUGCCGGUUUCAAAGAGCAUCAAAGAUUUGGGCAUCAAAGUGGUCACUUUGCCGACAAUGCUCGCUUCCACAGUCUCGUUGAAAGGAAUCAAAGCUUGGCCGGACUCGGCAGUAUUUGCCACAGAGAACUUUUAUCGGACAGUCCUGGGACACAGAAAUCUCAACUUGGACGACUACUUGCGACCUGUGGAUGCAAUCGUUCUAUUCCCAGCUUCAGGGGAAAUCCUGCUCCUGUCAGAAAGGGAAGCAGAUCUGGCCCUGGAUGCAUUUUGGAAUUCCAAGCCGGCCCAGCCCCAUUCUUCCAAGAAAAGAUUGUUGAAGGGGAAGGGAAGGGGCACGGCCAACUCUGCUUCGCAGAAUUUCCUAGUCAAUUGGGUGCUGUGGCGGAACAGCUUCUUGUCGAAACCGCCGGGUUUGCUUCCUACAGAAGGAGCAGGUCACCCUGCUGUCCUUCAGGAUGCAUCCAGAUUGGUGUCCAUCCAGGCGUUUAUGGGUGACACGCAAUACAAAGAAGAGGCUCAGAAGAAGGCGCUCCAAGAUCUUGUGACUUUUGUUGAAAGAAGCUGUGGCGAUGCAAGGGCCGUCAAAGAGCUUGUGAGCGUGAGAGGAAUGAUGUAUCGCUUUGAAAGAAGUGACCUUGCAUGGAAUCUCAAUUCCAGGUAG